AUGAAUUUCAAAGAUAAUGACAAAAUAUUGAUUAUGGGUAAGGUAUCGUCGUCGUUAAAGGACGAUCCGGGCUUCUCGGCCCUUGUGGCUUACGAAAAAGCGAAUUUGGUGGGACUUCAAAAGCAGCACGAGCAAAUAGAAAGCGAUCUCAGUGCGAUGGAGUUAAAUUUUCUUGACGUGCAGAAAUCAUUGGAAAUGGUCAAGAGAAUGGAAAAGAGAUUGGCACACUUCACCGAAACAUCGAUGAAGCACCUGGAGGCAUUGGAUGGUUUAAGCAUCAUUGGAGAGCUAACGAGCGAGGCACAGGCAGUACGAAACCGUGAGAAAAGGAAGAGCUUAAUUGAUGGAAUCAACACGCUGCUAAAUGGAAAUGACAAGCAUGUUCGACGAUUAGAAGAGUACAAAAAGAAGCUCCUCGGGGAAAUUAUUGAA
Molecule: messenger RNA, 432 nt
Organism: Ostertagia ostertagi
Lineage: Eukaryota; Metazoa; Nematoda; Chromadorea; Rhabditida; Trichostrongylidae
Source: the annotation of a GenBank genome assembly